ACCACACCACACCUCGCCUACAGGACUUUAGCCUAGCCUCCUCCUCUAGAGCAGAAACGCUGGAGCGGGGACGCCGCUGCUUUCCGCUCUAAACGAACCUACUGCCUGGACAACAUGUCGCGGUCUGGCCUUUUCUACAUUAGCCUGCUUGUUUUGGUGCUGCGUUAUUCAGUGGAGUCUUGUGUUCAGAGGCAUGUUCGAGCACAGGUUCCUGAGAGGCUGCAGGCUGGUUAUGUUGUCUCCAAAGUGAAUCUGGAUCAUUGUGGGUUCGGGAGGCUGUAUUUAGUCUCCAAUGACCCGGACUUUGCCGUACAGACCGAUGGCACAAUUCUCACUGCGGAUGUCAUCACGGUACCAGAUGACGGCAAAUCUUUCUGGGUACUGGUGCAGGACCAGAGCGGUCACAAGUGGAAAGUAGAUGUCAACCUUUCCCCCAUUGAUCAGGUGUCUCAAAAAUCUAGCAGUGCAGUUCUCAGACGUGCUAAGAGAAGAUGGAGUCCUCCUCCUCUCAGCAUCAAAGAGAAUGAUAAGGGUCCUUUCCCCAAGGAAUUGGAGUCUAUUGGAUCGGAUUCUUCGGUAAAUUACUCGAUUUACUACACAAUUGAAGGACCUGGCAUUACCACUACACCUAUAAACCUGUUCUCAGUCGUCCCCAACACCGGCCAGCUGAAAGUUCACUACGCUGUUGACCGUGAGGAAUACCCUCAGCUUAUAUUUUUAGCUCAUGCAAAAGACAAAUAUACCAAUCAGGAGAAAGACCAGCCUCUACCAAUCACUGUGAACGUGGAGGAUGAGAAUGACAAUGCUCCUGAGUUUUCCAGCCCUCUGAUCUUUACUGUGGAGGAACAGAGCAACCCAGGAACUGUUGUAGGAAAAGUGAAUGCCACAGACAGGGAUGAGCCCAACACCCCUCACACCCGCAUCAGAUACUCUUUACUGAAUGGGACAGACCUGUUCACCAUCGCCGAUUUCAGUGGACUUAUAACUAGCAGAACAGGAACACUGGAUAGAGAGACUCAGGACAGGUACUUUGUUAGAAUUGAAAUCAAAGACAUGGGUGGAGCAUCUAAUGGGCUCUCCAACCAGGGCUUGGCCACUAUCUUUCUGACUGACAUCAAUGACAACCCACCUACCUUCAAAGAAAGCCUGUACAAGGCUCAAGUGCAGGAGAACCAGGCAGACGUUCUGGUCCUCAGGAUCCCUGUGGAUGAUAAGGACCUGAAAGGAACCCCAAACUGGAAAGCAGUGUAUGAGAUCACCAAGGGCAACGAAAGUGGAAACUUCUGGAUCAGGACUGACCCUGCCACCAAUGAGGGGCUGCUCUACGUUGCAAAGCCUCUGGAUCGGGAAAAACAGGAAGUCGUGAAGCUAGAGUUGAUGGCCCGUAACGAGGCUCCCCUGGUACGUAGCAGCUCCUCUUGGAAGAAGGUCCCCAUAGAGCUCACCGUGACUGAUGUGGAUGAGGGACCAGAGUUCUCUGUACCUAUACUGCGGCUCAAAGUCAAGGAAAACGUACCCAACGGAACUCUCAUUGGAACCUACACGGCUGUUGAUCCAGAGACUAAAAGCAGCAAGGGUAUUAAAUACUACAAGUUGACUGAUCCAGGUUCCUGGAUAAAUGUGAUGUUGACUACUGGCGAUCUGAAGGUAGCAAACACUAUUGACAGAGAGUCACCUCUUGUCUACAACAGCACAUAUAACAUCACCGUCAAAGCUGUGGAUGAGAGUCAGAAGACCGGUACGGGUACGGUGUUGAUCCUGAUUGAAGACGUGAAUGAUAAUGUCCCAGUGAUCCCAAAACCGGACCUGGUGGUGUGCUCAAAGGAUGGUCAACGCAGCACCAUUGUUGUUGAUGCGGUGGACUAUGAUGAGAGGCCAUACUCUGGACCUUUCACCUUUGAAUUGGGCAAAGAGAGUCAAGGGAAAUGGAAUAUAAAGGAUCCCAAGCCAGGUACCUCUGUGGUCUUGGAGCAGGCUGUGGAUAUGCCUAAUGGUGUGUACCAGGUCCCCCUGCUAGUGAAGGACCUCCAGGGUGUAGGGGAAGAGCAGAUUGUGUCUGUACGUGUGUGCAAGUGUGCAAAUGAAGGAGUGUGCGCGGCUCAGAGUAUUUCUUCCAGACUGGGAGUUUGGGCCGUCCUCGCCAUACUGCUCGCCCUGCUGCUGCUCCUGCUGCUCUGUCUGCUGUUUGUCUUAGUAUGCAGCACAAAGGGAGAGAAACUGCGCAUGACUGAUGAGUAUGAUGGAACUGGGGGAAUGCUGCUCAAAUCUAACACUGAAGCUCCAGGGGAGGAAGUGAAAGAUGCUUUGCUGGUGACACCUGGCAGUGGGGUAGAUGGUGGUGGAGCCAACAUAGUGCAUCAGAACGUGGUUGGAGCAGCCGGAGGGGCCUUUGGACAGCAGGCCAUCCAUGGGGGGAGCAUGUACCAGGGUGGCACGCAGGGUUACAUGACAAACCAGAGCAUGUUUUCCUCUGGACAGUACGGCGGAGGCUUUUAUGGCACCUCCUCUUACAACAAGUUCUCUGACAUGUCCACCCUGGACACGUGGAGGACCAAUGAGCUUUACCUAGACAAUAAACUGGUCUAUUUUGGCAAGGAGGAAGAUGGGCGGUUUGCGGCAGAUCUUCUGAAGUCUUAUGGCUACGAGGGGGUGGGUUCUCCUGCAGGGUCUGUUGGGUGCUGCAGUGUCCUCAGUAACCAGGACUCACUGGACUUCCUCGAUUCACUCGGACCCAAAUUCAGAACGCUCGCCGACGUGUGUAUGAGCAAAGCGGAGAGGGGUGAACAGUGAGACAGGUGGGCUGGCGGAGUUUGGGAGAAAUGAAAUGGUGUAAGAAAUGAUGUGAGAUCAGUUUGAGUAUUCAUAAGAACCGACCUGUCCUUUCUGAGAAAAAGUGGAGGAUAAGGAAAGAAGCAGAAACACUGGAUGUUGCAAUCAGCAGUCACUGGAAUCUGUCACCAGCGCUCUACAGCCUUGCAUAUUACUGCCUGGAGCUCUCUAACAAUGCUCUGUCUAAGAGAGGACUCAAGGAGAAGAGCUGCUGUAUUCAGAGUACAAUGUGUGUGUGUGUGUGUGUGUGUGUGUGUGUGUGUGUGUGUGUGUGUCUGUGUGUGUGUAUAUGCUAGUUUUAUUUUAUAGAUGAGCUUUUGGACAACACUUGUGAUUCUUUGGCUGUUAAAAUACUACUAUUUUAGAGAUGCACCAAAAUAAUUUUUGAAAUGAUAAUGGCAAUUCAUAAUUAACACGAUUUUGUCAAUAACAAAAUAAAAAAUAAUAAAAAAUACAAAUUCUUUCUAUAAACCAUAAGAUAUAGUGCAGUGAGCAUAAGAGACAGGUUAAAACUCAAUAGUUGGAACGUUGUUUAAUUUUACAUAGCCGUAGUUAAAUCAGAUAGGACAAUUAUUUUACACAUUUACAUAGUUUUUUGUAAAAAUUUUACUAUAUUUAGCAGACACUCUAAUCCAGUGCUACUUUUCAUGAUAGGUGAAUAAAGAGGUCAAGAGCUCCUAUUAGAAUAGUGGCGUAUGGAUACUCUUAUUGGUAUAGCAGUGGUGUUCCUACGUGGACGGGGAAUCGAACCACUAGUAACUACAUGUGCAUGAGGUUGUAUGAGCUAUAAAAGACACUAAAUUAUUAGUUGUAAUUAUUGAAUUACUGAUUACCAGACUAAUAACAAUAAUGAACUUUUCCAUUUGUCAGUAUAUAUAGUAAGGGUGCAUUGGUGGCCGAUACAUAUAUAUUUGGUCCUUUCGCUAUUAAAGCAAGGAAUAUUUUUUAAUGUUUGUACAAUAUGCAUACAUAUUUCUCUCAUUAAUGUCUCCUCUGUACAAUAAGAAUAGCCUGUUUAAAAAUACACAAGGCUGGAGGAGAGCAUGGCUCUAACAGGGCCUUGACAGUGUUACAACUUUCAGCAUUCAUAUUAUCGCAGAAAAUGCUCUUCGCUCUGUACAGUGGCUACUCUAGUGCUCAUGUCACCAUCAGAGGAACUCAGACAUCCCAAAUACCUACAUGUGUUUUACCUCAGUGCAUAAUUCAUUCGUUUUGAAAUGGUGACAGGACACGAGAUAACAGCCUACCUUAAUUGGUCAGCACAAGUUAAUAAAUUGGACGUUUUGCCAUUGCACCAUGGUUUGCGUGGCCCAUAUCUCCACACAGUGUAGAAAAAAAAAGACUCCAGUGAAGUGAAUGACUAAGAUGCUUGCAAAACCUUUUUUGCGAUAAUAUGAAUGAUGUUGAAAGUACUGGGCAUCAAAACAUAUUCAUUUAACGCUGUAUUCAUGCCAAGCUGAUGCUACGUGAUACUUAAAACACUGGUAUUCCUUUUCUGAUUCUCCAUUUCUACUGUAGAUUAUAAGACAAAUAAGUGUUUAUCUUCUAUGCAGCUUUUUUGUGGUAAUAUAACGAGCAUGUGUUUGUUUAUGAAAUAACCGGGAUGAAUGUAAAGCUUUCAGAGAGACUCUUUAGAACUAUUGAGAAAAUUUCAGCUUGUGUCCAUAGGGAAGGCUGGUGCUGGUGUCUUGCAGAACCCUUCAUUAGAGGUUCAUUAAUCACCAAGGGACUGUCCCAAGUUGGGAGUUUUGAUGUCAUACUUAUCAGAAUGUGUGUUGGGGAGCAGGGGGUGUUCUGGAACCUGGAGUUUAGUUGGAACCUGUGGGUCUGUAAAACCUGAAUUUUGGUGCAUUAUGGAAGAUUUGAACAUAAAACUUAAGAUACUUUAUUAUUGUCCCAGAAAGUUGUCACACCAAAACCUCCAAAAUGCUUUGCAAACUGUUUUGUUAUUGUCACUGCUUUGUUUGCCUGUUUUUGUUUUAAAGGAUUAAAACUUUUUUAAAUAAAAAAGUGUGAAGUCAA
This is a messenger RNA of Colossoma macropomum (tambaqui), 4851 nucleotides long. RefSeq names its product desmocollin 2 like (gene dsc2l). Gene Ontology annotation, molecular function: cadherin binding; calcium ion binding. NCBI's taxonomy places the organism in Eukaryota, Metazoa, Chordata, Actinopteri, Characiformes, Serrasalmidae. The transcript has 16 exons. Gene Ontology annotation, biological process: brain development; regulation of axonogenesis; cell morphogenesis. The record is from RefSeq and is a predicted model, not a curated record. Gene Ontology annotation, cellular component: cytoplasm; adherens junction; catenin complex. The coding region runs from base 115 to 2790 and encodes 891 amino acids.